GGCGGGUGACCGGAGUGGAGACUUGAUUUCAGCACCACGCUCCGGCUGGACAGCUCCUGAACCAUCACAUGUCUUAUCAGGGACGGAAGAGCAGCAGCAGCAGCGCGGGUGUGGACGUCCACACAACAGAACCACGACGCCGUCACAGCAUCCCAAGACGCGAAUCACGGUGGUUCGAUCCCGCUGCGAGACCAUAGGAGACAGCCAGCCGCGCUGCCUCAGCAACAGGGCAAGAGCAUGUCGGAAACCAAAUCCAGCCAGCGGUUCCACAGCUUGAAGCCGGAGCAAGUGGCAGUCCUCCAUCAAGUUCUGUCAGACAUCGUCCCCAUCCACGGCCGUGGUAAUUUCCCAACGCUGGAGCUCCGCCCUCGUGACAUCAUCAUCGCCGUGAGGGCCAGCUUGCAGAAACAAGGAAUCACUGUAAGAGAUGUGCGUCUAAAUGGCUCUACAGCAAGCCACGUUCUGGUCCAAGACAACAGAAUGAGCUACAAAGACCUAGAUAUCAUCUUUGGGGUAGAGCUGCCCAGUCAAGAAGAGUUUCAGGUGAUCAAAGAGUCAGUGCUGGGUUGCUUGCUGGACUGCCUACCAUCGGGAGUCAACAGAAAGAGGAUCAGCAGCGCCACAAUGAAAGAGGCCUACGUCCAGAAGAUGGUGAAGGUCUUCAGUGAGCACGACCGCUGGAGCCUCAUCUCGCUAUCAAACAACAGCGGCAAAAACCUGGAGCUCAAAUUCGUAAGCGUGCUGAGGAGGCAGUUUGAGUUCAGCGUUGAUUCCUUCCAAAUCAUUCUGGAUCGUCUUCUUGAGUCCUACAUGCAGCAGGAGUCACAGCAUAAACUUAAUGAUGUUACUCUGAAGGACCAACCGGAGGAAAUUAAAGACGCUGCGUUUCUGCUUAAACAGACCAGCGAUGCACAAACAGAAAAAUCCACCAGUCAAGAUGUAUCCGAUAUAGAAAAAGCAACCCACUUUGGCAACGCAGACCAGAGAGAUGAGAUGCGUGCAAGGAAUGCCCAGAGUGAAAAUAGUUUGAAAGUGACAAAAUACACCAUGCCGCAAGGAGAUGACACAGACAAACCAACCACAGAGUUAAAACAGAACAGAGCAAACAUUAGUGAACUAAAGCCUGUGGCGAACACAUCUUUAAACAUGAUGUCAAGAGACAAACAAUCCACUGAGCGCACUGAAACUCAGACGCAAUUAAAAAUCGAUGACUUAACAGAAUGCCCGACAAACGUGGAACAAUCAGAAAUGGCCUAUUUGAACCACGCAACAACCAUUGUGGAAGAAGACAAACUCAUAGGGAAAAUUGAAGUGGAAAAAAGCCCACAGUCUGUCCAGACAGAGCCGAUAGAGGACUGUAAAAACAAAGAGCCGACUGAAAGAAUAAAGGUCCCUAAGCGUUUAAACGAGGAUGCCAACAAUGAAACACAAUGCGUGUAUACACCAGAUAUUGAUACAUCUUUACAAAGUAGAGCAAACACUGAUUUAGAGGAUGAAAUAGUAGUUGAGAUUGAGAUACAGUUGGAAGCGAAUAUUAAAAAUGAAACAGAAAAUAGUGACAUUUUAGAAGAGAGUUUAACAUCAGAGGGCUCUAAAGACGGCAUGCAGAGAGAUGACUGUUUCUGUUCCAUGUCUGCCGCAAAACUUUCUCACAACAAUACACAGGAUUCACACAGGACACUGCAGAUUGAAAGAUCACCUGGCAGCACCAUAGACACUCAGGACACACCCCCAACACCUGACGUUGUUUUUGACAAAAAGACCUGUAAGCCCUCUGAAAGACUCUCUCACAUGGUGGUGCUCAAACACGCGUCUCCUAAACCACCACGUAGGAUGUGUAGAAAGGUUGCCCCCACUCUUUGCACUGGCCUGGUUCCUGAGAGUGACCCCAUAACAGCUUCCUGUCUAGAUCCAAACACUUCCCCAGGCCCUCAACUUGAACUUACUGAAAAUCAAAAUAUUGAGUCUGCGCCUGUUAACUCUGACGCCACAGAAACCACCAUCUUGAUCAUACAAGCCAAUGAGUCUGAAAGUAGCGCAGCCAGUAACCCUUCAUCAAAUCUGGACUCCAACUUUACUCCUAAUCCCACCCAUGUACUACCUCAAGAGGUAUCAUCUUCUCAGGUGAUUUCAGAGGGUUCGUGUGUGACACAUAUUCAAAGCCAGGAUGAGAGCUCACAAAUGGACGAGCAUAUGCAGUCUUCCGAUUCUGCCCUGCCAUUGACACAGUUUGACUCUUCCAAUACCUUGGACUCAUUAGUUUCACACACAGACGGGUCCUGUUCCAAUGUCCAAGAGUCCAUACAUACCUCAGAAGCUGAAACUAAAGAGGAGGAGGAGAACAUACAAUUACUGGCCAACUUUGUAGGGUCAAAUGAGACCCCUCAAGAGACCUCAACACCUCCUUACAAUACCCUUGAUCCUUGUCCCCACCCUCCUGUACUCAGUUUGUCCCCACCCUGCUUCACUCCCUCCCCACCAAGCAUCAGCCCCCCGACAUGCUUAAACCCUCCCUCCUACUGCCUGUCUUCAAUGCUGCACACCGUCAGCCCAGCUACCAGUUUUAGCUCUCCGCCCUUGAGCUUCAGCCCUACCUCGUCCUGCCUGAGCUCACCACCUUACCUCACCCCUCCUAUACUCAGCCUCAACCCGUCCCCUCUUUGUCUAACUCCUCCUUCUCCAUCCCUCAGCCCUCCCCUUCUCUGCUUCACUCCUCCGAUGGAACCAGAGGAUCCUAUACUUCAGGUAUCAUCAGACGCACCUUUGAUAAACACAGACAGUGAUCAACAGAUUACAUUGCAAGGAUUCCCUGUUCUUCAACCAGAGGAUGAAAUGGAACAGAAUGUUGUUUCAUUGUCAUCACAACUUCCAGAGACCGUCUCUUUUCCAAUCUCCAGUGCAACCUCGCAUGCACUGACUCACUCUCAGUGUGACCAGAGAGAACCCACUCCUCUUAAUGCAGAUGAGGGAUCCAGCGCUGUGUCUAAGAACAAUGAGACUCAGAAAAAGACUGAAGAAACUGCAGCUCCUCAGGCGGAAAACUGCAUCCCUGCUGUCGAGGUUCUGGCAGAGAGCAUGUAUGGUGACUUUGAGGCCGCCAUGGACCACCUGCGCUAUCGCUUAAUCGCUACAAGGAAUCCUGAGGAGAUUCGAGGUGGCGGCUUGUUGAAAUACAGCAACCUACUGGUUAGGGACUAUCGACCAGCCAGUGAGACUCAAAUAAAGACACUGGAGCGCUACAUGUGCUCACGUUUUUUUAUUGAUUUUCCUGAUGUGCAGGAGCAGCAAAGGAAGAUCCUGUCCUACUUGAAGAAUCACUUCAUAGGUGAGGAGAGAAGCAAGUACCAAUACCUAAUGACUCUACGUCGUGUGGUCGACGACAGCACCGUGUGUCUGAUGGGCCAUGAGAGGAGACAGACUCUCAACAUGAUCACAGUGCUGGCAUUAAAAGUUCUGGGGGAGCAGAACAUUAUCCCCAACACAGACCAUGUGACAUGCUUCUAUCAACCUGCCCCAUAUCUUGCCGAGCACAGCGCCCCCUAUUUAACAGAACCCAGUUACUGCAGCUACUACAUACCCCAGGGGGCAUCAACUCUCCUUUAUCAACCAUACCCUUUACACUUGCACACACAGACCGGACUUGUUUAAGUCAUGCAAACAUACAUGUAAUUAUUUAAAAAAGACAAAAAACAAAAACAGCGAAAGGCAAUGAUGCUUGUAUUAAUGGUAAUUGUAGAGAAUUGUGGAGAAUGGUAAAAAUCUGACUUUUGGCCUAAAAUAGUCAUGUUGUUGGUGGUUAUAUGGGUAAACUCCAUCUUGAAAUUCUGACAAGAACGAAGAAGAGAAAAACAAAAGUUUGAUAUUGUGCCCGACAAUGCUGUGCGUACCUGUGGUGUCCCUGACACUAAAAAUGGAUUCUUUCAUGCACACUUAAAUGCACUUCCAAGUUCUUAGAAUCCUAUGUAUCCUCAUAUUCUUACUGUGGUGUUCUUACUGGGUUUGUUUGGAAUGUGGACCUUGCCUGUGGUUAAUAUUGUGCAUGGAUAACAUGGGACUAUUCUCUCACUGCCAAAUCCUGUGUGACUAUGUUCUUCAGACAAUUUAGUGUAAUUAAAAUUUACCUAAAGAAGUAUACAAGAUUGGGUUUACUAUUGUGUAAAGUGCUAUAUUCAUAGUACAUGCAUGCACAACUACAGACCCACACGUGAAUUGUAAUGUACGGGAAUUUAGACAAUGCAUGAGUAGUUAAAUAUACAUAUGUAACACUAAGCAAAGGCUUUUAAUUUAAUAGAAAAUUUAUAUAUUUUUGCAAGAAUUUCCCAAAAAAUACUCAGCGGUAAUCCUACUGGUUGUACACCACGCCAAAAACUAUGUCUUUCUGAUUGACUGUACAGCAUAUUGGUUGCUGUCUGUUGUGUGUGAAUACAAUCCAUGGUUUUCAGGUAAAUUGUUACGAAAUGUGCCAGAGUCCUUUCUGUUGUCACGUGAAGUGUACUGAACCAUUUCGUAGUUUAAUUUAUUGAAGGCAAAAGUUUACUCUGCGGCGGUGGUCGGACUGAAAACCAUCUUUGGGUCAUUUCCAAGCAUUGGCAGCAGUAAAAUAACUGCUGUGAUCUCUUCUCGCGAUCCAAUUUGUUUCAAUAUCAGAAGAGGCUCAACCUUUUUUAAUCUAAUUUAAGGUAACAACUGUGACCAAAGAUGGUAGUGCAGGGAAAUCAAGUGCCUAAAAAUGUGAGACGUCCUUGGAAUGCCUUUGUCUUACUAA
Nerophis ophidion (straightnose pipefish) is the source of this 4765-nucleotide messenger RNA. RefSeq lists its product as uncharacterized. Gene Ontology annotation, biological process: mRNA stabilization. Gene Ontology annotation, molecular function: RNA binding; poly(A) RNA polymerase activity. Lineage: Eukaryota; Metazoa; Chordata; Actinopteri; Syngnathiformes; Syngnathidae. The coding region runs from base 238 to 3648 and encodes 1136 amino acids. The transcript has 3 exons. The record is from RefSeq and is a predicted model, not a curated record.